Aethalodelphis obliquidens (Pacific white-sided dolphin) is the source of this 3150-nucleotide messenger RNA. It is a transcript of the gene PDZD7, whose product is annotated as PDZ domain containing 7. Gene Ontology annotation, cellular component: cilium; stereocilium tip; stereocilia ankle link complex. The record is from RefSeq and is a predicted model, not a curated record. Gene Ontology annotation, biological process: auditory receptor cell stereocilium organization; sensory perception of sound. NCBI's taxonomy places the organism in Eukaryota, Metazoa, Chordata, Mammalia, Artiodactyla, Delphinidae. The coding region runs from base 504 to 3053 and encodes 849 amino acids. The transcript is spliced from 13 exons. Gene Ontology annotation, molecular function: protein binding.
AAUUUCUCUCACACUGCUUGCAGCCCUAGGGCCGGCAAUAAUCCCAUCUCCACUAUCUCAACCUCUACUGAGGACUGGGGACCUACCGGAGUAGAUGACUCAGCUGAGAGCAGGAACUAGGGGUGAAAGAGAGAUUCUCACCCACCUUGUUGUAUAAAUGGCUCCAGAAGUCCACAAUGGUGGCUGAACUGGGCAGUUCUCUGGCCAGGGGGUGGGAGAGGUGAGAGGUCUAAGGCAUGGGAGGCAGGAUGCUCUAAGCAGGGGGUGGGGUGGAAGUUCUGGGGGGCAGCGGAGGCAGCAUUCACACCCCUUCCCCAAUCUCUGCUCUCCCUGUGCAGGCCUGGAGCACACACUCCUGAGAGGCAGCAGAGAUCAGGGACUCCAGGUCCCUGAGAUCCCAGUCAGCACAGAAGGCUCAUGGAGCCUGGGGCACGUGGGGCUCUCCUCUCAAGGGCUAGCAGGUUCCCUCUGGACCUGUAGUGCACCACCCCCGUCUAGCCACCAUGGCGCAUGGCUUCCCAGUGGGCUUCGACCCAGUGGGCCUCAGAGACCUAAGCUCUGGCUCUCUGAGCUCCCUCUCCUCCCGAGGCCACCUGGGCAGCGAGUCAGGCUCUGCAACCCGAUACCUGCUGAGAAAGCAACGGCGGCUGCUGAAUGGGCCCCUCCGUGGAAUCCGAGCCUCAUCGCCCAUGGGCCGUGUCAUCCUCAUCAACUCCCCCAUCGAAGCCAACAGCGAUGAAAGUGACAUCAUCCAUGCAGUUCGAGUGGAGAAGAGUCCAGCUGGGAGGCUGGGGUUCAGUGUGCGGGGCGGCUCUGAGCACGGCCUGGGCAUCUUCGUCAGCAAAGUGGAGAAGGGGAGCAGUGCAGAGCGGGCUGGUCUGUGCGUGGGUGAUAAGAUCACCGAGGUGAAUGGGCUGAGCCUGGAGAGCACCACGAUGGGCAGUGCCGUGAAGGUGCUGACGGGCAGCAGCCGCCUGCACAUGAUGGUGAGGCGCAUGGGCCGCGUACCAGGCAUCAAGUUCUCCAAGGAGAAGACCACAUGGGUGGACGUGGUCAAUCGGCGGCUGGUGGUGGAAAAGUGCAGCUCAACGCCCUCUGACAGUGGCUCAGAGGACGGCGCACGGCGCAUCGUCCAUCUCUACACAACCUCUGACGACUUCUGCCUGGGCUUCAACAUCCGCGGGGGCAAGGAGUUUGGCCUGGGCAUCUAUGUGUCCAAAGUGGACCAUGGUGGACUGGCCGAGGAGAACGGCAUCAAGGUGGGGGACCAGGUCCUGGCGGCCAAUGGUGUCAGGUUCGACGACAUCAGCCACAGCCAAGCCGUGGAGGUGCUGAAGGGCCAAACACACAUCAUGUUGACCAUCAAGGAGACUGGCCGGUACCCUGCCUACAAGGAGAUGGUUUCUGAAUACUGUUGGCUGGAUCGAUUGAGCAACGGGGUGCUGCAGCAGCUGUCCCCCGCCUCGGAGAGCAGCUCCAGCGCCUCCUCGUUCGCCUCCAGUGCCCCCUACAGCUCGGCCGAUGGCUGGAGCUCCCUGCCCUCGGACCACAUGGAUGUCUGCCUGGGGUCUGAGGAGCCGGGCAGCUGGGGGCCAGGCCGGGGGCGGGCAGACACGGCCAUGCAGACGGAGCCAGACGCGGGGGGCCACGUGGAGACCUGGUGUAGCGUGCGGCCCACAGUCAUCCUCAGGGACACGGCCAUCCGCUCCGACGGCCCCCCGCCUGCCCCCCGCCUUGACUCUGCGCUCUCUGAGUCCCCCAAAACUGCUCUGCUCCUGGCCCUCAGCCAACCCCGGCCCCCCAUCACCCGCUCCCAGAGCCACCUGACCUUGUGGGAAAACCUGUCCCACACCCUGCCCUGGGCCCCAAAGCUUCCUCUGCGCCAGACUUUGCCCCAGCGCCAGCUGCAGAAUACACUCAGACCCUGCUCUGGGCUCCCUUUCAAACUAGCCCUGGACCCCAAACCUACCCUCAGCCCCAGCCCCAGCUUGUCAUCCCUGGGCCCCAAACCAGCCCUAACCCAGCCCCUCCAUCCUGGAGUUCCCAGCCCUGUCUACAGACAGACAGACACACGCACACACUCCUCACAUAGCUGUAGCUGUGGGUGGGGGAGGGGUAGAAAGCUGAAAGAGGAACCCCAGCCCCGUGCUCAUCCCCACCUCCCCACAUGGCUGCAGAUCCCGUCUGCCCCCUACUCUCCCUUUUCUCUGCCCCUCCCCACACCCCUGCCCCUCCCCACACCCCUGCCCCUCGUCCUUCCCUUCUGCCCACCCCUCCAGCCCCCCGGGUGCUCCCUCGUGUCUGCAGAGGAGAAGAAACAGCGGAGGAAGGAGAAGUCGGGGUCCCCUGGGGAGAAGGGGGCCCUGCAGCGCUCCAAGACCCUGAUGAACCUCUUCUUCAAGGGAGGGCGGCAGGGGCGGCUGGCAGGGGACGGGCGCAGAGAGGCCUGGACGCUGGACAGUGGGAGCACAGCCAAGUCCCGCCCCCACCCGGACCUGGAGAAAGCAGGGGGAGUGGGAUCCGUGCAGAAGUUUGUCACCUGGAGGCUGAGACGUGACCGGGAGAGGGGCCGGACUCUGCUCUCUGCCAGGUCCAGGAGCCCCUCCAGCCAGCUGCCCAAUGUGGAUGAGAGGGUGCAGGCCUGGGAGAGCCGAAGGCCCCUGAUUCAGGACCUGGCCCGGAGGCUGCUGACUGACGACGAGGUGCUGGCUGUCACCCGCCACUGUUCCCGGUACGUGCAUGAGGGCGGCGUGGAGGACCUGGUGAGGCCCCUGCUGGCCAUUCUGGACAGGCCUGCGAAGCUGCUGCUGCUGAGGGACAUCAGGGGUGUGGUGGCCCCCACAGACCUGGGUCGCUUCGACAGCAUGGUGAUGCCUGUGGAGCUGGAGGCUUUUGAGGCCCUCAAGAGCCAGGCAGUUUGGCCUCCUGCCUUGCGACCAGCCCGGCAGGACACACCGCCCAAGCGUCACCUCAUCACUCCUGUGCCUGGUCAGUCAGAGUCCCAGAGCCCGGGGAGGGGGCACACCCUAGGGGGGCUGGGGGAGGGAGAGUGAACCUUCCAUCCUUGUCCCCAUGUGGGCUGUCGCGGCUCCAGAGGUAUGUGUGUUUCCCUGAAGGAAAUCCCUCGUCUGCCAGAACCAUUUUCAUCAU